AGCCCCGCGUCCUGGGAAGGAGGUCCCCUGCUCAUCGCUUUGCUCCAGGUGCUUUCCAUUCGCGAGACUCAAAGCAGCAGAGCGGCCACCCGACGCCCACUGGAGCAGACAGCAGCAUGCGGGUGCUGCCAAGCUUGAGCGGACGCGCCCUGCUGGCGCUGAUCAUCGCCUGCGGCGUGGCGGGGGUCCAGGGAGACGAGAGGGGAUUCCCACCCACCGGGGCCACUCUGCCACUUCCGGGACCCGGGGAGAUCAUGACGCCCCCCACUGAGGUUUCCUGGCCGCGGGAUGCCAACGCCAGCGUGCCGCUGACUUCUGCACCUCCGCAGAUGCCUCAAGGAGGGAGAACAGCUGGAGCCCGGCCACGCUCCCCUCCUCCGUGCGAGAAAUCCAUUGAGAUCAAGGAGACUUUCAAGUAUAUCAACACGGUGGUGUCCUGUCUAGUGUUCGUGCUGGGCAUCAUCGGGAAUUCCACACUGCUGAGAAUCAUUUACAAGAACAAGUGCAUGCGAAACGGCCCUAAUAUCUUGAUAGCCAGCCUGGCUCUGGGAGACCUGCUGCACAUCAUCAUUGACAUACCCAUCACGGUGUACAAGCUGCUUGCCGAGGACUGGCCCUUUGGAGUUGAGAUGUGUAAGCUGGUGCCUUUCAUCCAGAAGGCCUCCGUGGGAAUCACUGUGUUGAGUCUAUGUGCUCUAAGUAUUGACAGAUAUCGAGCCGUUGCUUCUUGGAGCCGAAUUAAAGGAAUCGGAGUUCCAAAAUGGACAGCAGUAGAAAUUGUUUUAAUUUGGGUGGUCUCCGUGGUUCUGGCUGUCCCUGAAGCCGUGGGCUUUGAUAUGAUAACCAUUGACUACAAAGGACGUUACCUGCGAAUCUGCUUGCUUCGUCCUACUCAGAAAACAGCCUUCAUGCAGUUUUAUAAGACAGCUAAAGAUUGGUGGCUAUUUAGUUUCUAUUUCUGCUUGCCACUAGCCAUCACUGCAUUUUUUUAUACUCUGAUGACCUGCGAAAUGUUGAGAAAGAAGAGUGGCAUGCAGAUUGCUUUAAAUGACCACUUAAAGCAGAGACGGGAAGUGGCCAAAACAGUCUUUUGCCUGGUCCUUGUCUUCGCCUUAUGCUGGCUUCCCCUUCACCUCAGCAGGAUUUUGAAGCUCACUCUUUAUGAUCAGAAUGAUGCUAAUAGAUGUGAACUUUUGAGCUUCUUGUUGGUGUUGGACUACAUUGGCAUCAACAUGGCCUCCCUGAAUUCCUGCAUUAAUCCUAUAGCUCUGUAUUUGGUGAGCAAAAGAUUCAAAAACUGUUUUAAGUCAUGUCUGUGCUGCUGGUGCCAAUCAUUUGAAGAAAAACAGUCCUUGGAGGAAAAGCAGUCGUGCUUGAAGUUCAAAGCUAAUGAUCACGGAUAUGACAACUUCCGUUCCAGUAAUAAAUACAGCUCAUCUUAGAAGAAGGAAUAUUCACUUAAUUUCAUUUUCUUUAUUUUGGACAGAAGUCACUAAAACAAUAAGGCAUUUGCCAAAACAAAACACCUGUGUGCUUGCACAAAACAAUGUAAAAGUGUAAGAAUGAUUAUUUUCUCAACACUCACAGUGACCCAUGACAUUCUACAAGCUAUUUAUCACAUGAGAAAAAGCAGUGAGAAUUAAGAAAGCCUCCUCAUGAAAGCACUUAAUUUUUUACAGCCAGCACUUCAAUGUCGCUCUUAAUAACUUCUAGUACAUUCGUGUACUGCUUAGUUUUAGGCUGAACGUACUCUGAAUUCCCAUUAAAGAGGUGAAUGUUUUAAACUAAUGUGAAUCUGAUAUAAAGGAAAAUUGUGUCACUGUAAAACAAAAUUUUUAAAUUAAGUUUAAAUCACUCAAUUUAAAAAUUUUUAAAAAUCCUUUCAAAGGACUUUUUUAAUUAAUGGUGUCAAACCAUUGGCUGGACUCUAAAAUGUGAAAGCAAGUUGAGCUGGUGUAUUUUUUUUUUUUUUUUGACAUUAGAAACCUAAUUGAAGGAUCAAGAGGUAGCAUCAGAGAGCUGAGGGUUUUUGAAAAUCAUUCACCUUUCUACAUUCCAGUAAGACCAAAUGUCACAAAGGGAAAGAGGGGAAGGCUUGGAAUGCUAUCCAAAAGACUGCUUUGAAAUCCCCUUCUCAUGGAUUCUGCAAAGAAAAUGCUACUUAUGGUUUUUGUCAAGAUUAUUAAAACAUUCUUUUUUCACUACUGUAGUUUAAACACUAUUUGUUUAGUUUUGUCAUCUGUAAAUACUUAGCUACAAUUAUAGGAUGUGCAGAGGAUUCAACAAAGGGCUGGGCCCAGCGUGUGUAUCUUUACAAUGGAGAGAAGCCAGUAACCCCAAACGGGACAGGACAUGAGUUCCCUGGAGCAGGGCCCACAGGGCGCAGGAGAAAGCAGCGUCCUGUCCCAUGAGCUGCAGUUAACAUGGUCUGUGGCAUUAGGUGUAAUAUGAUAAUUAAAACACUAUUUUGUGAAAUCACAAAAAUUAAUCAAUUUAACAACUAUCUGUAAAGCUUAUUACUAAUUUUUAUAUUAUUUCUGUAAAUAACUAAUAGAAAACAGUUACUGCU
Molecule: messenger RNA, 2569 nt
Organism: Hyaena hyaena (striped hyena)
Lineage: Eukaryota; Metazoa; Chordata; Mammalia; Carnivora; Hyaenidae
Gene: EDNRB
Product: endothelin receptor type B
Exons: 8
Coding region: 117-1442 (441 amino acids)
Biological process (GO): regulation of blood pressure; vasoconstriction; enteric nervous system development
Cellular component (GO): membrane
Molecular function (GO): endothelin receptor activity
Source: RefSeq, a predicted model, not a curated record